This is a messenger RNA of Closterium sp. Yama58-4, 351 nucleotides long. The record is from the annotation of a GenBank genome assembly. Lineage: Eukaryota; Viridiplantae; Streptophyta; Zygnematophyceae; Desmidiales; Closteriaceae.
AUGAGUCAUUCCCCCUUAAGCUGGUACUUCACUACUCAAGCUCUUCAACAACCACUUACCUCGGGACACUUAACAAUCAAGCAUCCCAACAUACAAGGCCCCCAAGGUACCUCACCACUUAAGUUCUUCAUCAACCAUUUCCCUUUCAAGACCUCGAUUAAACAUCCCAGCACCCAAGGCCCCAAGGUGCCUCACCAUGCGCCUCGCCUCUCAAGACUUUCAGCAAUUGGCAUCACAUCCCAACGUUCAAGGCCCCCAAGGUACCUCACCGCUCAAGCCCUUCAACUGCCACUCGUCUUUCAAGACCUUCAACAACUCGCCUUUCAAGACCUUCAACAAAUGAAGAUUUAA